GGCCUCCCCUUAACUACCACUCUUCAUCUCUAUAAAUUCAAAUAUAAGGAUUUGUUUGUUUCAUCAUACAUAUACUGGGGUUACAUAUAGUAUCAACCUAGCCAAAACUAGCCAUGGCUAGCCCAAAAGAUUGGCCAGAACCAGUAAUCCGUGUUCAAUCCUUGUCCAACAUGGCAGCCAUCCCAAACCGCUACAUCAAACCUCCACGAGACAGACCGGCGAUAAACUCGAUCCAAAAUGAUGUUAACAUCCCCUUAAUUGACCUACAGGGAGUAUUUGGCGAUGACAGUGCUCUUACAGCAACCAUUCUGAGCCAAGUAUCGGAGGCGUGUCUCGACUGGGGAUUCUUCCAGGUUGUGAACCAUGGUGUGAGCCCUCUUCUGAUGGACCAUGCUCGGGAGGUUUGGCGGCGGUUCUUCCACCUCCCCAUGGAAGAGAAGCAGGUUUACGCCAACUCACCGAAGACCUACGAAGGGUAUGGAAGCCGGUUGGGGACACAAGAGGGUGCCAUUCUUGACUGGAGUGAUUACUAUUUCCUUCACUACCUUCCUAUGUUGUUGAAGGAUCAUGAAAAGUGGCCUGCCUUGCCAUCUUCUCUUAGGGAAGUGAUAGAAGAGUAUGGAGCAGAGGUGGUGAAGCUGUGCGGGGUAUUAAUGAAGGUUUUAUCGAUGAACCUUGGAUUGGGAGAGGAAUAUCUACAGAAAGCGUUUGGUGGGGAAGAUAUUGGAGCAUGCCUGAGAGUAAAUUUUUACCCAAAGUGUCCACAACCAGACCUCACUCUGGGGCUGUCUUCUCACUCAGACCCAGGUGGCAUGACACUUCUCCUCCCAGAUGACCAGGUCCCUGGCCUUCAAGUCCGUAAAAGCACCACCUGGGUCACUGUGAAACCAGUUCCCCAUGCCUUCAUUGUCAACAUUGGUGACCAAAUUCAGGUAUUAAGCAAUGCAAUUUACAAGAGUGUGGAGCACAGAGUGAUAGUGAACUCAGCAGAAGAGAGAGUAUCGCUGGCGUUCUUCUACAAUCCAAAGAGCGAUUUACAGAUAGAACCAGCGAAGGAGCUGGUGAAACCAGACAAACCUGCACUGUACAAGGCCAUGACUUUCGACGAGUACAGGCUUUUCAUUAGGACCAGAGGUCCCCGAGGCAAGUCACAAGUUGAGUCUUCUCUUAUAAAAUCCCCCAAGAGCAAGCUUAUCACUGCUGCUCCUCCUGCUACUGCUAAGUGUUGUACUGUCUGACCUUUUUUAAUAAUAAAAAAAAAAAUUGUACAAA
Molecule: messenger RNA, 1272 nt
Organism: Camellia sinensis
Lineage: Eukaryota; Viridiplantae; Streptophyta; Magnoliopsida; Ericales; Theaceae
Product: jasmonate-induced oxygenase 2
Source: RefSeq, a predicted model, not a curated record